AUGGAGUCCACCACGCCCGCCAAAGUUUCAUUCUCUCUCAAGGCAAAACCAAAACCUAAACCGGUGCCUCCAGUUGCCCCUCAGACUUCUGCAUUUGGAUCGUUUGACGGCGAUGAAGAGCCUCUGGCGCCAAAAUUGUCGAGACCGGACAAGUCUAGUGCUCCAUUGUCCAUGGUCCCGAAGCAGGGCACAAUAACCAAAGCAAUGAAGCGAGAGAUGGAGCAGCAGAAAAAGGUAGACGCGACUGUCUACCUAUAUGACGAGGUUUACGAUAAUCUCAAAGAGGCUGAGAGAAUUAAUCAAGCUGCAAAGGAAGAGGAAGCCAAGACGAGGCAGCCUAAAUACAUUGGCAAUCUCCUCCAGGCGGCGGACCAGAGAAAGCGCGACCAUCUCAUAGCCGAGGAAAAGCUCAUUCAAAGGGAGAGAGAGCUAGAAGGAGACGAGUUUGUGGGCAAGGCAAAGUUUGUAACCCAGGCAUAUAAAGAUCAGCUCGCAGCGAAUAGAAAGGCCGAAGAGGAGGAAAAAUUGCGGGAAGAACAAGAAAAGAAACAAAAGGGCAAGAGCGGGCCAGGGAUGACUCAUUUCUACGCCAGUCUGCUCAAGCAAUCAGAAGAGAAGCACAAUGCGAUCUUGUCUGCAUCAAAGUCUAUUAUUGGGCCUACAAUGCCUCCCGAAUCUGUCAACCUUGCCAUUAAACCUCCAACUGAACCGAAAGAUUUGACUGAUGUUGAACGGGCAAGACUUGCUCUCGCAGAAGGAAAACAGGUUGAGCUCAACGACGACAAUCAGAUUGUCGACAAGCGGGAGCUAUUAUCUGCAGGCCUCAAUCUUGGUGGUAAAAACACGCGGGAUCUUGCAGCUUACCGAAGGAGUAAAGAGCAGCAAAAGGAUACCCCUGUCAAUGCCCAUACAGCCGUGGGAGCUGCGGCCAGUCGUAGAGAAAUAGACGCCCGGCGACGAAAGGAGGUGGAGGACCAGCUUGCUGAAGAAGAGGAGAGGCGUGUACGGGAACGGGAGCGUGAAGAGGAGGAAGCACGCCAGAGGGCAGUCAAGAGGAAGAAUGACGACGAGGCGGUUAUGAGUGCUCGCGAGCGGUAUCUAGAGCGAAAGCGGCGGAAACUAGAGGCUCCACCUCCAGAGGAUGAUGACUGA
Molecule: messenger RNA, 1152 nt
Organism: Serendipita indica DSM 11827
Lineage: Eukaryota; Fungi; Basidiomycota; Agaricomycetes; Sebacinales; Serendipitaceae
Source: the annotation of a GenBank genome assembly